This is a messenger RNA of Pimephales promelas (fathead minnow), 1412 nucleotides long. RefSeq names its product liver-expressed antimicrobial peptide 2 (gene leap2). NCBI's taxonomy places the organism in Eukaryota, Metazoa, Chordata, Actinopteri, Cypriniformes, Leuciscidae. The record is from RefSeq and is a predicted model, not a curated record. Gene Ontology annotation, biological process: defense response to bacterium; antimicrobial humoral immune response mediated by antimicrobial peptide.
AUGAAAAAGUAGAGGGGGAGAGGCAGUCGGUCUCUCCUAUGGGUAUAUAAGAGAGUACAUCAUCUCUGCCGUCAGUGUCUCUGUUACAGCAACUGAACCUAUUCAUUCACAUUCAGUAUGCAGGAUCACACUCACAGAGGGGCUCUUCUAGCCUGGUGCCUGGUGUUUUUGGUGAUUGUACAGCAGGUGACCUGCAGCCCUCUGCCACAGUUGGACACACCCUCAUCUGUGCAGAAAGUUCAAAGGUCACUGAAGAGAACUGCUCGAAUGACCCCAUUAUGGAGGAUCAUGGGUACUAAACCUCACGGUGCCUACUGCCAGAACAACUACGAGUGCUCAACAGGAAUAUGCAGGAGAGGCCACUGUUCCUACAGCCAACCAAUUAAUUCCUAAAAUGAAGACUCCAUCUUCCCUCUCUGAUCGUGCAUGACAAGAGUUUGAUUCAAUGAGCAACAGGGGCAACUGAAUGUGAAUGUGCAGUUAAUCAUCAAUUAGAUAUAUAGUUAUAUCCAAUUAUAUAUCUAAUAGAUCUAUAUCUAUAUCUAUAUCUGACUCCUCUAAAGCCACAAAGGAGGCAAUAGGUAAUGUUCUGAAGAUUGGGCUUAUCAUAAAGUAGGCUACAUAAUGUGGACUUUUUCCUCAUAACCUCCAACCUACAUGCACAGUGUAUUGCUAUAUACAGUAAGCAUUAUUAGUGAGAUUCGAUUUACAUAUUUGAUGGACUAAUGUGCUGAGAAGGUGAUAGAGUACAGUAUAUGUUAUGAAGUAUGUCAUUUUGGGCCAGAUUCCCUGAACCAGAUUAAGUCCAAUACGUGUCCUGGAUAUACCUGGAGUAGAGUAUGGCCCUUGCCACUAACAGCUCAUCUCAGCUCAGGACUAAGCUCAGUCUAAACAUGGAAACUGGUCUGUAGUAUUAGAUCAUGUUACUUGAAAGCUAUGUAUGCAAGUGAAGGCAAGCGUUAACCGUGAAGUGCCUUAGCUCAACCGAAAAGCCGUUGAACCAAAGUUAGUCUAUGAGAAAAUGGGACAGAGAAAGUGCAAAGGUUGCCAUUAUUGAUCGUGUCUAGAUAUAAUUAACCAUUUACCUCCAUCCUUUGCCUUUGUCUAUGUGCUCAUGUUUGAAGUAUUUAAUUUAAGACUCAUUUACCUUUCACUAUUUAUGUUGUUAUAAGUGUCUCAUUUCACGAUUUCAAAGCAUCAUUUCAAUUUUGGAUUACUUAUUUAUUAUUUUUCUCUUUUUAUUUAAAAUUUUUCUCUUUUUAUUUUGUAUGAUUCAACAGUUCAUCAAAAGCUCAAUUUUUAUGUAUCGGACUAUAUAUAUAUCUAUAAGAUGUAUACUUACUGUACUGUAACUCUAUAUGUGCAUGUCUCAUAUGAGUGAACUUUGGGGUUCUGAAAUAAAAACUUGUACC